AAUGCUAUGGCUGUCCGCUUCUGAAGCUUCGACACAAUGUUUCGAACCCCAAACAGCGGCCCUGACACCUAAUCUCAGCUGGAAACGAUUCAUAUUUUGUAGGCAUAUUUUUUGUGCACUUUUGCUGUUGAGUGAGAACAUGGAGUCAUCCAGGAAGAGAGGUCGUUCUGACAUGUGGGCACACUUUAAACUGAUCGCUCCUGAUAAGGUCCAGUGCUCGUUGUGCUUAGGUGAGUUGAAGUAUCACGGGAAUACUUCAUCCAUGAUUAGGCACUUCUCUACCCUGCAUGGAGCCACAGUUAACCACGGCCACACAAACCAAGGCGAUCAGAAGCCAGAUGUAGACAAGGCUCUUGUGAAGAUGCUGGUGAAAGACUCGCAACCUUCUUCCAUUGUGGACUCAUUACCGUUGCUUGACAGUGGGGGUCAACCCAGGAAGAAAGGUCGCUCUGAUAUGUGGGAAUACUUUAAGCUGGUCAAGCCUGACAAGGUCCAAUGUUUGGUGUGUUCAGCUGAGUUGAAAUAUCACGGAAGUACUUCCUCCAUGAUUAGGCAUUACACUGCGAAGCAUGGAACUGUGGUUAACCACGGGAAGGCAAAUAAAGGGGACCGGAAGCGAGAGCUAGACGAGGCUCUUGUGAACAUGCUAGUGAAGGAUUCGCAGCCUUUUUCCAUUGUUGAUGACUGUGGCUUCAAGGAGUUUGUGGCGUUGCUUGAUCCCACAUACACUCUUCCAUCCAAACAGACUCUGAAGGACAUGGUGAUACAGAGAUACGAGGGCCAGAUGUCCAAGAUCAAGGCUCACAUAGAAGAUGGAGACUCUGACCUUGACUGCUGAUACAUGAACUGCCGUCAACAUGUUUCCUGACGUUAUGUGGAUGACACUGCCAAGCGUCCCACAAUGCUGUUGGGAGUGGCGUAUUUGCCUGAAGCACUUACUGGUGGUAGGAUCGCUGCUAACACAAGAUCUCUCAUGAAAGAAUGAGGUAGUGAAGGAAAGGUGACCUUAUGAAUAUGGUUGUCUGUUAGAAGUUUAAAUCUGAGAUGUACACUUAGCUUUGUCCUUUCGUUAGUUUUAGUGGUGAGGAGCUCUCUGGAUGCACCUGAUCCGGGGGGCUUCGCAAAGGAGCACAAAAGCCAGUCACAUUCUUAUAUAAUAAGCUCAAAGAAGUGUGGGAGUUGAUCAAUUAUGAGGCGAUCAAGGUUAUUUCAGAGGCCAAACAGGCUUGGACCGAAAAUAUGAACCUGGUUCAUAUCUUCAGAGAGAGGCAGCCGGUGGGGAACGGCUAUCAUUGAGCUGAAAACAGACUCUGGACAGUAGCCGUCCAAAGUGAAGAAGUUUUCAUGGCUAAAGAAACGACCAAAAUGUUGUAUGUGAUACUUGCAGGUAGCACUUGGGAAAAAAAAUUACAAUGCAGCUGAACUUUAGAAAUGAUUGUUUUCUACAAUGUGUUUGUGUGUUUUGUGAUUUUAUUUUUCUGAAACAUUUAACCUAACCUCACAUAACCUCAUGCUAACCUCCAAGAUGAGUAGAAUAUGUUUAUUUUGGAGAUUACCAAAAUAACAGAAUUUAUUGUCUGUUUUACAGAAUUUCUACUCAGUCUCAAAAAUUCUGGGGAAGUAUUAAAUUGGCUUCUGUCAUUUUCCACAUUUGGAAAAGUAUGGUAAUUCUUUAUUGAGAAACUGUAUUAAGUUUUCAGAUUUUUUUGGUCCUUAUUCCCAUCUUGAACUGACAAAGUCUAAUAAUCCUUUUCAAAUAUUAUUGUUGUCACAUCAGUUUAUGAAUUACAUAUGCUUUAUAGUUUGCUAACUCUCACAUUAGGUUGAACAUUUUACCCAUCAAUAUUUGAUAUUUGACUUACUGGUUGUAUAUAACACCUUAAAGCAGGUGUGUCAAACUCAUUUUCGUUUUGGGCCAAAUCAAGAUCAUGAAGGCUCUUAAAGGGCCGGUUGUGCCAGAAUAUGUUGAUAAAACCUGUUCACAAACGGUUAGUAUGUCAAUGAGUUCUUAAAAUUACAUAAUAUUAUUGAAGAUCUUUUCAGUCCCUUCAGGAACUAAUAAUAAAAUGUGACUGUUUAUUUACUCGCUGUAUAAAUCAUGGACUAUAAUUAUACAUCAACUAAAUUCUCAAGAAACUGGAGGGAUUUAUUGAUAUAAAUUGGCAGUAAACAAACAAAAACUGCAUUGAUAUGAUUGAUAAUAUAAUAUUUAAUCACACUUAGUGUUUAGUCUAAUCUGUGGAGGGCCACAUAAAAAGCUUUGGCGGGCCGGAUUUGGCCCCCGGGUCUUGAGUUUGACACAUGUGCCUUAAAGCUAGGUUGAACUGUCCCAUUUGAUCAAAAAUCCAAAGCAAGCACUGGAAAUGAUAUACUUAGCUUCCUCAUUGUGGCAUUUGGCCAAAUCUACAUGCUGAGUUUGUUUUCAUGGAAACGGUUCCAUAUGUAUCAGUCUGUAAUCUGUCUAUCUUAUCGAUCAUCUGCUGACCUAAUAACCAAACCCUCAGCAAUGUUUGUGAGCUCCACCCAGUUUGAUCUCCAGUAUAAAAACAGGGGGCGCAGCACUAGAGACUGAAACAAGACUUCAACUUCUGCAGCGAUUGCAAACUUUACAUGCGUGUUUUUUUUUCUUCUUUCUUUUAAUUAAGCAGAUU
Messenger RNA from Poeciliopsis prolifica (blackstripe livebearer), 2651 nucleotides. RefSeq lists its product as uncharacterized. Gene Ontology annotation, molecular function: DNA binding. NCBI's taxonomy places the organism in Eukaryota, Metazoa, Chordata, Actinopteri, Cyprinodontiformes, Poeciliidae. The record is from RefSeq and is a predicted model, not a curated record. Bases 2 to 838 code for a protein of 278 amino acids. The transcript is spliced from 5 exons.